Alosa sapidissima (American shad) is the source of this 1686-nucleotide messenger RNA. RefSeq lists its product as uncharacterized. The transcript has 11 exons. Gene Ontology annotation, cellular component: cytoplasm. Gene Ontology annotation, molecular function: Rab GDP-dissociation inhibitor activity. Gene Ontology annotation, biological process: small GTPase-mediated signal transduction; vesicle-mediated transport; protein transport. The coding region runs from base 38 to 1399 and encodes 453 amino acids. The record is from RefSeq and is a predicted model, not a curated record. NCBI's taxonomy places the organism in Eukaryota, Metazoa, Chordata, Actinopteri, Clupeiformes, Clupeidae.
CCUGCUGCCUGACUUUGAAGGCUGAGGCAUCUCUUGCAUGUCCAGGGGUGCUUCAGAAUUGUUGACAAUGCAGGAGUAUGACAUUAUUGUUUUGGGGACUGGGCUUAAGGAAUGUAUUCUUUCGGGCCUCUUGUCAGUAAGUGGGAAGAAAAUUCUCCACAUUGACCGCAAUCCAUACUAUGGAGGGGAAAGUGCCUCACUCUCUCCCCUGGAUCAGCUCUAUAAAAAGUUCCAGGUCUCAGGUCCUCCCAAGUCUAUGGGCCGGGGCAAAGACUGGAAUGUUGACCUCAUUCCCAAAUUAGUACUGGCUAAUGGUCUACUGGUGAAGAUGCUUCUGUACUCAGAGGUGACCCGCUAUCUGGACUUUAAGGUGGUUGGGGGAAGUUAUGUGUUCCGGGGUGGAAAGGUUCACAAAGUCCCAUCAACCGAGGCAGAGGCCAUGGCUUCAGAUUUGAUGGGGAUGUUUGACAAGCGGAGGUUCCGUAAGCUGCUGCAGUUCAUUCAGAACUUUGAAGAGGGCGACCGGCGAACCCACCAUGAGAUAGACCCCAGCAGAACCACGAUGCGGGAGGUGUUCCGUCACUUCGACCUGGGCCAGGAUGUUAUAGAAUUCAUGGGACAUGCCAUGGCACUGCAACAAACUGAUGGCUACCUGGACCAGCCCUGCAUAAACACCAUCCGAAGAAUCCGACUGUACACCGACUCUUUGACUCGCUGCGAUCAAAGCCCCUUCCUCUACCCUGUGUAUGGCCUGGGAGAACUACCGCAGGGCUUUGCCAGGCUGAGUACAGGGCAUGGCGGUACGUACAAGCUGAAUCGACAGGUGGAUGACAUUUUCAUGGAGGAUGGGAAAGUUGUUGGAAUAAAAUCUGGAAAGGAUAUAUUUCGCUGUAAGCAGCUCAUCUGUGACCCCAGCUACAUGCCUAAUCGUGUGAAAAAGGUGGGCCGGGUCAUACGUGCCAUCUGCCUGCUAAACCAUCCUAUCAAGAACACACAUGAUGCCAGCUCUUGUCACAUUGUCAUCCCUCAAUCACAGGUCAAUCGCAAGUCAGAUAUCUACAUCUGCAUGGUCUCCUACACACACAGCGUCGCAGCUGAAGGAAGGUAUAUUGCCGUGGUGAGCACUACUGUGGAAACUAGUAACCCUGAGAAGGAAGUCCAGCCAGGACUGGCACUGUUGGAACCCAUCCAGCAAAAAUUUGUCUCCAUCUCUAACUUCAUGGUUCCAACAGAUGAUGGGAGGCGGAGUCAGGUCUUUGUCUCACGCUCCUAUGAUGCAACAGCACACUUUGAGACAGAGUGUGAUGACAUCAAGGACAUGUACUACCGCAUCACGGGGAAAGAAUUCACCCCUGCAGACAUACAGAGAGACCAAUUUGAUGAUGAAGAUGACAACUAGAUGGCAGACAUUUGUGGAUGGCAGGAAGAAUAUUAGCACGUGGCCCAAGGUAUUAUUAGAAUAAUAAUAUACAGUUGUUGCAUAGUUGUUUGUAGUUUUGUUUAUCCAUACUCAAAAAGGCUCUAUUAAAAUCUGAUCUACCCCUGUUCAAUAUCAUUAUCGCUAGUCAUUUAACACUAUCCACUAAAUGUUGACAUAUGCUAAUUUUACAAAUGAAAAACAUUACAAUGUCCACUACACCUCUCCUGUAUAUUUGACAUGGCGUUCAUGGUGUACUUGGCUGUGUA